AUGAAGAUUUUUAUUGCAACCACUACAAAUGAGAAAAGCUUGCCCUCAGCAAACUUGAGUGUUUAUAACCUCACUGUUGUGGAAGGAAGGAGCACUACACUGUACUGCGAAGCUACUGGGGUGCCAUCUCCCAAUGUAUCCUGGGUUGUCCCUAAUCUUGUUUCAAAACAUGAGAGUAAUACAAGUAAGAAUCCUGCUUCCCUAACCAUAAGGAAUGUUUCAUCUAAGGACAGUGGAAUACGGAUUUCAUGUAUAGCAGAAAAUAUUGUGGGAGAAGACCAAGCGUCUGCUGACCUUGUGGUGUUCUUUGCACCAAAUAUCACAUUUAUUGAACCUCCAACCCCGGACCACCACUGGUGUAUUCCAUUCACUGUGAAAGGGAACCCCAAGCCCUCAUUGCAGUGGUUCUAUGAAGGGGCUAUACUGAAUGAGUCUGAAUACAUCUGUACUAAAAUACAUGUUAGCAAUCAAAGUGAAUACCAUGGCUGCCUUCAGUUGGACAACCCUACCCAUUUGAACAAUGGUGCUUAUACCUUACUGGCGAAGAACGAGUAUGGAGAAGAUGAAAAAAGGGUUGAUGCUCAUUUCAUGUCAAUGCCUGGAGAUGGUAGUGGCCCAAUCCUGGAUCCUGAACUUUAUGAUUAUGAAACCACGCCUAAUGAUAUUGGAGACACCACGAAUAACAGUAAUCAAAUCACUUCUACGGAUGUUUCCAACAAAGAGAAUGAAGAUAGCAUCACUGUGUAUGUUGUGGUGGGGAUUGCAGCAUUAGUGUGCACUGGCCUAGUGAUAAUGCUCAUUAUUCUGAAGUUUGGAAGACACUCCAAGUUUGGGAUGAAAGGCAAAGGUUCAAAUAAGAUUUUAUCUGAACUUACUAGACCCUUCCUGAUCUCAGACAAACAAAUUGACAUGUAUUUUCCACCGUUAGCGAUCGAUAUGACUGGGACAGCCUUGGCAUUUGACUAA
This is a messenger RNA of Terrapene triunguis (Three-toed box turtle), 966 nucleotides long. RefSeq names its product BDNF/NT-3 growth factors receptor. Lineage: Eukaryota; Metazoa; Chordata; Testudines; Emydidae. Gene Ontology annotation, cellular component: plasma membrane. The coding region runs from base 1 to 966 and encodes 321 amino acids. Gene Ontology annotation, molecular function: neurotrophin receptor activity; ATP binding; transmembrane receptor protein tyrosine kinase activity. Gene Ontology annotation, biological process: cell surface receptor protein tyrosine kinase signaling pathway; protein phosphorylation. The transcript has 8 exons. The record is from RefSeq and is a predicted model, not a curated record.